AUGGCACCCACGCCGGAGCGAAUCGAGACUGAUGUGGUCAUCAUUGGUGGAGGCAUGUCUGGCCUCUCUGCAGCCAUCGCCCUGAGUGAAUCUUCCCAGGUUAGAUGUGUCCUGGCCGAAAAGAGCCAUGUUCUUGGUGGUUCUUCGAAGUUGUCGGCGGGCAUGUUCUGGGCGCCCAGGGACACCCAAAUUGCCCAGGAAACGAUCCCGUUUGCGGACCCCGAGCUCUUGAACAAGUUCAUCGCCGAAUAUCCAGAUGCUGUUCAGUGGAUGCGGGAUAACGGAGUUCAGACACACGACCAAUUCAACGGCAUCAUGACAAUCGGCAUUGGCUUUCCCAUCAACGUUCCGCAAUGGCUUGCCAAGGCCGAGUCAAUCAUCACAGCCAACCCAAAUGCAAAGAUCCUACGCGAAACGUCAGCUGUUGGUCUUACUCAAGAGCCUCCGGGAGCUGCUGGAAAUCGAAUCACGGGAGCUGUUCUACGCAAGAAUGAUGGCACACUUGUGUUGUGUUCAGCCAAAGCCGUCAUCAUUGCUACUGGUGGCUUCCAAGGUAGCCCACAACUGGUUGAGCAGCACAUUGGUCAAGGAGCGGAUACGAUAUUCACCCGGUCAAACCCGUACUCUACUGGUGAUGGCUUCAAGCUGGGCACACAAGCUGGAGCUGGAACUAGCCGCGGUCUCUCGACAUUCUACGGCCAUUUACUUCCAUCACCGCUGAAGAGACGAGAUGUCGAUCCUUCCCACUUUAUCCACCUCGCCCAGUUUCAGUCCGGAUACUCCAUCCUCGUGAACCGUGACGGCCGGAGGUUCUGCGACGAAACAUAUGGCGACGAGGUCAACAAUCAGGAGCUGGCUCAUCAGCCAGGUCGCGUUGGGUACAUGAUACUUAACAACGAAGUCCGGAAGCGUUGGGCACUCGGAGAAGUAUUCCCAAAUGCUGGAAAGAUCGAUCGUCUCGAGAAGGCAAAGGCUUUUGGAGGACGGGUUGCCAGCGCCGAGACAGUUGAAGAACUUCUAAAGCAUGUGUCCAACUGGGGCGUUCCGCUUCAGGCCUUGCAACACACAAUCCGUCAGUACAACCGCGCGAUAAGAGGUAACAGCGAUGAGAUUCUUGAUGCCCUGGUCGGUAGUAACCACGAGCCUCAUGUGACGUUUGAAGGGAGUGAGAAAGGUCCAUACUGGGCGCUGGAGGUCCAGCCAUCCAUUACGUUUACUUACGGUGGGCUCAAGAUUGACAGUUUAUCUCGAGUCACGGAUGAUGAUGGGAGAGUCAUUCCGGGGCUUUUCGCGUGUGGCAUGGACGCUGGUGGCUUUUCAAACUGGAGGUAUGGCGGUGGGCUGGCUCAGGCUUUUGUGACAGGACGAUGGGCUGCAAAGGCGGCACUGAAUGUGACGGACGUGAGUCAGGCGAAGCUAUGA
This is a messenger RNA of Fusarium keratoplasticum, 1422 nucleotides long. RefSeq names its product FAD-binding-2 domain-containing protein. NCBI's taxonomy places the organism in Eukaryota, Fungi, Ascomycota, Sordariomycetes, Hypocreales, Nectriaceae. The transcript has 2 exons. The record is from RefSeq and is a predicted model, not a curated record. The coding region runs from base 1 to 1422 and encodes 473 amino acids.